This is a messenger RNA of Anopheles stephensi (Asian malaria mosquito), 2010 nucleotides long. Its product is annotated as single-minded homolog 1-A-like. NCBI's taxonomy places the organism in Eukaryota, Metazoa, Arthropoda, Insecta, Diptera, Culicidae. The record is from RefSeq and is a predicted model, not a curated record. Gene Ontology annotation, biological process: regulation of transcription by RNA polymerase II. The transcript is spliced from 8 exons. The coding region runs from base 208 to 2010 and encodes 600 amino acids. Gene Ontology annotation, molecular function: RNA polymerase II transcription regulatory region sequence-specific DNA binding; DNA-binding transcription factor activity, RNA polymerase II-specific; protein dimerization activity.
AAUUAGAGUUAGGCUAUUGGACGAGCAAGGUGCAAACACGCGGUGUAGUGAUUGCUGUACUUUCCCGGUCCGGAUUCAACAUUUCACGUCACUAGCAAUCUUCCGGACGUGCUCGAUCAGAACAAAUCGCUCGGGACGGUGGUAGCAUUAUCGUUUCUCAUUAGCACCCCGCACUCAAACAUCCGUCAGAAACGUGCAGCCGCCAAGAUGAAAGUCCUACGGAAGCCGUGCGCCGAUAGUAAUCAAAACAUAUUGGGUUUAUCCGCUCGCUGUGCCAUGAAGGAGAAAAGCAAAAAUGCUGCCCGUUCCCGUCGCGAGAAAGAAAAUGUGGAGUUUCUCGAGCUGGCCAAGCUGCUACCAUUACCGAGUGCCAUCACGUCACAGCUUGACAAAGCGUCCAUCAUUCGGCUCACCACAUCGUACCUGAAGAUGAGACAAAUCUUUCCCGAAGGACUUGGCACUGCAUGGGGUUCGGAACGAUCCACGCACCAUCCGAGCGCACGCGAUACGAGCAUUAAGGAGCUCGGGUCACAUUUGCUCCAAACGCUCGAUGGUUUCAUCUUCGUCGUUGCACCGGAUGGCAAAAUCACGUACAUUUCCGAGACGGCAUCGGUACAUCUCGGGCUUAGCCAGGUGGAGCUUACGGGCAACUCGAUCUACGAAUACAUCCACGCGUACGAUCAGGAGGAAAUGGCGGGCAUCCUAGCGUUACCGCAAGCUUAUCCCGCACCGCACAACCUUCCGGAUGCGAGUACCAUAUACCAGCACCAUGCAACUGGACCGCUAGGUGCCCAGGCGCAAUCAUUCGCCGCUGGGUUUGCAGGCACCUCCCCAGUGUACAGUGACACUUCAUCAGUAGCAUCGACACCUGCGACACUUGGCACACCACGGCCACCAACUGAGCUACCAUCUGCGCAGAACCUUCAUCAACCUAACCAUCGGCACAGUUUCAGUCAGCAGCAGCGAUCGUACGUGAUCGAAAUGGAGCGCACCUUCUUCCUGCGGAUGCGCUGCGUUCUUGCCAAACGUAAUGCUGGACUCACAUCGUCCGGAUAUAAGGUCAUCCAGUGCUCUGGAUACUUGAAAGCACGCGUCUUUCCACACGAGUCACCCAACGCGCCCGGAUAUUGCUGCAUUCAAAAUCUCGGCCUAGUUGCCGUUGGCCAUUCGCUAUCGCCCUCGGCAGCGACGGAAGUCAAACUGCAUCAAAACAUGUUCAUGUUCCGAUCGAGCUUAGAUCUGAAGCUGAUCUUUCUCGAUGCGAAAGUUUCACAACUGACAGGCUACGAACCACAGGAUCUGAUUGAAAACACGCUCUACCGGUACAUCCAUGCGGCGGACGUUGUCCACAUUAGACAAGCCCAUCAAACGCUUUUGCAGAAAGGCCAAACGAUAACAAAGUACUACCGAUUUCUGACCAAGGGAGGAGGUUGGCGAUGGGUACAAUCGUAUGCCACGAUCGUGCAUAAUACUCGGUCCUCUAGACCACACUGCGUCGUUAGUGUCAAUUACGUUCUGAGUGAUUUUGAAGUGCAAAAUCUACAACUGAACGAUAAUCAGGAGCCGAUAUCAACGAUGUUACGACCACAUUUCGAUCAGGUUAAUCCUUCGCCAUCAGCUCCACCAACCUUCCAUGUAUCAGCUCAUUCGCGCUCAUCACCUGGCCAAGCAAUUGGCACGGAAAAGACGCAUAAUGGCGCACCGCCAAUGAUUCCGCUCCCGGAAGCGUAUCCCACACCGUAUAUCGAGUCAAGCAAUGAGAUGGACAAUUUCCUCCAGUUCCAUCAUACUCUCGAUUCGAACGAGAGCAUGAUCGCCGAGCUAAACGGAAGCGGAAAUGAUGAUUCGUUCCUACCGUCCGAUCUCUGCUACGAUCAGUCUCAGUCUCAGUUCACCAACCAGACGCAGCAUAGCUUACCCCUCUACUCGACGUACGACACGCAUCCACCGGAUCGGGAAUUGAUCCUUCGCUCCUGCUCCGUCAGUACGAGCGGGUCCGAUACGGCGUAG